AUGGGCGCCAGCCAAUCGGUGCGCGCGACAGCGUUCCAGCGACCUAAAGCGACUUCCACGACUUCAUUCCCUGAAGAAGAACCUGACGACCAUCACAUCAGUAUUUCUAAUAAAAUGGUCGAAAGAUUAGUAGAAGAUGCAACGCUGGCCGGUGGAGCAGCCGCCGCGACAGCACAGCCCACAUCACGCGGAGACUACAGAGACAAGAUCUUUAUUGAAAAAUUAAAGUGUAUGGACGAUACCCAUUCAGAGUUGACUGGAAUAACAGUAGAGGAUCUGAACGCUUUAGCGGCUCGGAUAGACAUCCGCACUUCAAACAUGGCGAGCAUGGAGCCAGUCUGCGCGGACUGCAAGGAGCGCGUCAUUGAGUGCUACGACGCAUCUAGGAGGGGUUCCGAUAUUAUCAAGUGUUGGGAGACUGUGGGAGCAUUUACAAAGUGCGUGCAGGAAACAGCGUUGUCGCGCCUGCGUGCCCGUACGAUGCGCGAGGCGCGCGACCGGGCGCGCCGCACGCGACACGUGGCGCGCGCGCGGGAACACGCACUGCGCGACCUCGCCACCACCUGA
This is a messenger RNA of Spodoptera exigua (beet armyworm), 567 nucleotides long. NCBI's taxonomy places the organism in Eukaryota, Metazoa, Arthropoda, Insecta, Lepidoptera, Noctuidae. The record is from the annotation of a GenBank genome assembly.